This is a messenger RNA of Musca domestica (house fly), 1079 nucleotides long. RefSeq names its product trypsin-1. The transcript is spliced from 4 exons. The record is from RefSeq and is a predicted model, not a curated record. Gene Ontology annotation, molecular function: serine-type endopeptidase activity. Gene Ontology annotation, biological process: proteolysis. Lineage: Eukaryota; Metazoa; Arthropoda; Insecta; Diptera; Muscidae. Bases 22 to 1071 code for a protein of 349 amino acids.
CAAAUUCAAAUUUAUUCAAAAAUGAAAUUGAUUUUUGGGAUUUUGAUAUUGUGGCAAUUGUGUGGCUAUUCCCAGGCCGGGGGUUAUGAUUAUCCCAAGCCCAAUCAUUCUCAGGAAUUGGUCUAUCAAAAACCCACACGAGAUGUGGCGGAAAAUAUGACCGAAUCCGGGCCACCUCCGGGAGUGCAAGGCGAUUUCAUUGAUGACCUCAUUACCGAGCAUAAACAGCAAAUUUUACUCUCCAUUUUGGGAGGAUCCAAGGCCCCAGCCGCCCAGUUUGUGCCCAGCAGUGAGGGUAAAGCUUUCCAGGGCAACAAGUGUGCCAGUUGUACCUGUGGUGUGCCCAACAUCAAUCGAAUUGUGGGCGGCUCCAAAGUGAAAACCAACAAAUAUCCCUGGAUUGCCCAGGUGCUGAGGGGCUCAUUUCAAUUUUGUGGAGCCACUCUUAUCAAUGACCGUUAUGCCCUGACGGCAGCCCAUUGUGUCCAUGGCAUGGACACUAAAGGUUUGACCGUACGUCUGCUGCAGCUAGAUAAAAAUGCCGCCUCCGAGGGUAUUCUACGUAAGGUCUCUGCCGUCAACAUGCAUCGUCAAUACAGUCCGGCCACUUUGCAACAUGAUAUUGCCCUGCUAAAGCUGGAUCAACCCGUUCCCCUCAAGGAUCCCAUUCGGCCCAUUUGCCUACCCAUUACCAGUAAUCACAAUUUCGACUUUAAACCUGCCAUUGUGGCUGGAUGGGGUUUGACAUCGGAUGGUGGGUCCUCGUCGAAUUUUUUGCGUGAGGUCACGGUGCCCGUUAUCACCAAUGCCCAGUGCAGGGCCACAUCCUACUCCUCCAUGAUUGUGGAUACCAUGUUGUGUGCCGGCUACUUGGAGGGGGGUAAAGAUGCUUGCCAGGGUGACAGUGGCGGUCCCUUGAUAGUCCGUGAGGGUAUUUUCCGUUUGGCCGGUGUUGUCUCCUUUGGCUAUGGCUGUGCCAGUCCCGAUGCUCCUGGGGUAUAUACCAGAGUUAGUAAAUAUUUGGAUUGGAUUGCCGCCAACACCAGGGAUGCCUGCUAUUGUGUUAAAUAGAAACUCCA